Micromonas pusilla CCMP1545 is the source of this 354-nucleotide messenger RNA. RefSeq lists its product as uncharacterized. The transcript has a single exon. Bases 1 to 354 code for a protein of 117 amino acids. The record is from RefSeq and is a predicted model, not a curated record. Lineage: Eukaryota; Viridiplantae; Chlorophyta; Mamiellophyceae; Mamiellales; Mamiellaceae.
AUGCGCGCGUCGGACGACCACGAGAAGCUCCUGACCGCGAAGAAGAAGCCGCGCUCCACGUCGCGGUGCCGGUGGUGCCGGUGCGGGAGCACGACGCUGUUCGUCAUCCUUCUCGUCUUCGUCGCCGGCCUCGCGCCCGCGGUGUUUCACCGCGGCUCGUCGCAGCAUCCGAUCAUCCGAAGGGAGCGGAACGAGCGCGUGGUGUUGCCGCUCGAGGCGUGGAAGGAGCGACAUCGGAAGGACGGCGGCGGCGGAGGCGAGGGAGGAGGAGGAGGAGGAGGAGGAGGAGGAGGAGGAGGAGGAGACGGCGGCGGAGGAGGAGGGGGGGGAGAGAAGCCGGCAGAGGGCGGAUAG